ACACCAUUUGAUGCUGAAUAGUGGGAGUGUCGGAGUUUUGCGGCGGAACUUCGGGUCCACAUCUAUUUGUUUUCAUUAAACGUCUGUUCGUCUCGACACUGCAUGUCUUGCAAGAAUAAACGUACACGUUUUAGUCGCGAAAGAGCUCUGAAUGCAGCGGUAUUCUCUCUCGCGGUGUGUUUUUGGCAAACACCAGAUUGCGGCUCGAUCUGUUGAACCUGGGUGCGGCAGAGGAAACAACAGCGCAAUCGAGAAUCAGUGGAACAGAAUAAGAAGAAGCUUAAAGUAUCCCCGUUAAACAUCUGUAACACAUACAUAAGACUAAAAACAUGCAGACGAGUUUUCUGUCCGUUUGCUUUUUACUUUUGGGAGGGGCCUUGGGUACAGAUGAGACUGUAUCAGUAAUGGAAGGAAAUUCUGUCACUCUACAAACCAACCUCACUGAAAUACUGAAUAGAGACACGCUACUUUGGGUGUUCGGGUCUAAAGAAUUUGUCAUCUCUCAAAUAACAAGAAAGGAUGAUUUAACCUCCAUUUACAUAACAGAUGAUGAGAGAUUCAGUGGCAGAGUGCAGGUGGAUCAAAAAACUGGAUUUCUCACGAUCAGAAACAUCAGAAUCAGAUACUCAGGACAAUAUAAGCUGACCAUUUCCAGAGAAAAGACCACCAUCAAGACAUUUAGUGUUUUUGUAUUUGCUGUAGUCGAAAAGACAGAUGGAGUGAAGUCUUUGUCAGUGAUGGAGGGAGAUUCUGUCUCUCUACAGAAGGACUCUACUGAAUUACAGAGGGAUGAUCUGAUAGUGUGGAGGUUUGGAGAUAAAGGCCUUCUCCUAGCUAAAAUUGAUGUAGAAACUAACGAGACUUUAUUAAAUGCUGAUGAUGAGAGAUUCAGAAACAAACUAAAGCUGGAUUAUCAGACUGGAUCCCUGACCAUCAAAAAUGCUAGAACCGAACACACUGGACUUUAUGAAGUACAAGUCAGUGGCCGCGAGAGCUCACAGCAGUUCCUGCUUUCUGUCACCGCUCCACAUCAUUCAGGUCUGCCUGCAGGAGCCAUAGCUGGAAUAAUUAUCAUUGUUCUGUUGAUGGCUGCAUUUGUAACUUUUAUUAUUGUUUAUUAUUAUUAUCGCCGCAAGAUCUCAAAACUAGAACAUGUGGAUGAAGUUGUAGUUGAAGCUAAAGUAGAAGCUGAAGUGAAAGAGAAGGAAGGAAGAACUCACUGUCUAAGGACUGGAAUGAAACUGCAGGAGGAUGAUGAGAUAAAGUGGUGGUUCAACACAAAUCUCAUUGCUAAAUUCAGUGGAGGUAACUUUACAUCAUAUGAAGAUGAUAAUGUGAGAUUCAAAGACAAACUGUGGAAAGCAGACAAAUAUGGAGAUCUGCUCAUCACGAACAUCCGGAGCAUUCACUCUGGAGUCUAUAAAGUGGAGGCCAAAGGCAAAUCCAAGAUAAUAACUGUUACUGUCGAAGAUAAUGAAGUGCCAGUGGAGGUGGGAGAUACUCUAAUUUUCAACACUCAUGUUGAAACAAAGCCUGGUGAUCUGAUUUUGUGGACGUUUGGAGCUACACAUCAACUCAUUAAAGCUGAAUCAGGAGAGAUCAGUAUUAAUGAUGAGAGAUACAGAGACAGACUGGAGCUGGACACUCAGACUGGAUCUCUGACCAUCAGAAACAUCACAGAUGAAGACUAUGGAUAUUUUCAUCUACAGAUCAUCAACAAAGAACGGACGAGAUUCAGGAGAUUCAAAGUUGUCAAAAAAACCACAAGAAGGAAUGUUUCGAAUGAACAACAAGAAGAGAGAAUACCGCUGCAACCAAGAUAAAUGGUUUAACUUGACUUUUCAGUAACACUUUAAAAUAAUGGUCCAUUACUCAAUAACGUGAACACAGAGCAUUAAGUAAUGUUAACAAGCACAACAUUGGAUUUUAAAAAUGCAUUAGUAAAUGUUAAACUAUGGUUAAUAAAUGCUAUACAACCUUAUUCAUACUUAGAUAAUGUUAGUAAAUAAAUACAUUAGCUAAAAUUAAAUGAUGGACCAUUAUUCUAAAGUGUUAUCGACUUUUCUUUAUUUAAAAUGUGAUCUCUUUAAGUUAAUAUUUACUUACGGACUCUGAGGAAGAGUAAAAGCAAACUGGCAUUUCACACAAAUAUCAGAAGUGUCACGGAAGGCUGAUCUCAGGGUCUCGAAAGGUGCUGGUAAAAAACAACAAACUAGAAACAAAACACUGAGUGUGGGGAAGUAAAAUUCAUCAUUAGUGGGCAGACAGUCAGGGGCGAACCACAUGACACCAGAACCCAUUUCACAAAGUUGGACAAACUCUUGAGGGCCUUCAUUACACAGCUGCGAUCAAGCACUGAGUUCAGUACAGCAAACAGAAAAUUACAUAAGCAGUCAUUCGGGAAGGUAGUCUGAUGGGUGAGAUCUGGGAGAUAAAUAAAUAAAAAAAUCAAUACACUAGAAACAAAACACUGGGAGAGAAAAAAACACAGAAAACUCUAUUGGGUUUCGUCCUUCGUCUUUUCAAACUAUUAUAGUUAGAAAUUUUUAUACUUUCCAUAUAAACAUCAGCAUUUUUUAAAUAAUCAUGUAGCUUCUUUCAUAGUAAAAAUCAUCAUAUAAAUAUCUUUACAUGCCUCUGUCACCAGCAGAAUCAUCAAAUUUUAGAAAGUUUUUCAGUAAAGUCUGUCAUCAUCAGCGGUUAUAAUUUAAGCUUAUUUAUGGUUCAUGUACAGUACAGAUCACUUGCUCACAUGCUGUCUAAUAUGCUUUUUUUUUUUACAAAGAGCAACUUACUUUUAAUCUAAACCUAUUUAUUAGUGUCUAAAUAUAAGCUUAGCACAUUAACUCACAAAGAUCUCAGACGACCCAAGACUGUUCUGCAAAUAAUUUUUUUGCAAGCUGAUGCAACAUAUUUUACUUGACCUGGACAACAUUUGCAUCAUUAUAAUGAUUUAGAACUUUAUCUUCAACAUCUGACCACUGUUUGUGAUAAAAACCCCAUCAGCGAUCAGAUGUGCAAAAUUAAUAAUUGUUAACAUGUCAUAUGUCAUAUGUUGUACAGUAAAACAGCUCAUCAAUAUACUGUAUAUAUAUAUAGCUUUUAUGCACUUUAUUUGGAAAAAUGUUUUUUUGCCCGUUUAUUUAAUUUGUGUUAUGCAGAAUUUUUUUGUAAGAUCAUUUGCUGCUCAUUUGUCAGUCAGAUCAUGUUUUGAUAACUAACUCUUCUUCUCCAAUUACAUUUUUUUUCUCCAGUCUCAGUUGUACUGCAGAGUGUAAACAAAUACAGAGAAACAACUCUACAUAUAAAAGAUGAAGCUUACAAGGGAAUGAUUUGCGUAUGGAUUUAAUGCGGUUUUGGGAGAUUUAUAUUAAUCAUUAUAUUAAAAAAGAAGAUAUUUACAUUUGUCAAAAGAGACAAUGUGACUGUGAAUAUACAAUCAGCUUAAAAUACAAAAUUUUAGAGGUUAUAUGAGCAAUUCUGUGUAAAUGUCAACCUUGCCAUGAAAAAAAAUUGGUUUUCACCAAAAUACAGAAACGGUUUCUAAGUUUUUUGGGUAAGAAAGUACUUUAGAAAUACUCAAAAAUGCAUUUGUCAAUGUUUUCAAACUAUUCUAUUUGAUUAACCAAAAUCACACAAGUGGCAAUUUCUGAAAUUCUGUCACAUCUAUAAAGGAGAGAUGUCACAUCCAUAACGACACUUUUUCCUCAUAAAUGUGACAAAAUUAAAUAUAAUAAAAUCGAUAUUUUUUUUAUAUAGAGAG
Messenger RNA from Danio rerio (zebrafish), 3763 nucleotides. Lineage: Eukaryota; Metazoa; Chordata; Actinopteri; Cypriniformes; Danionidae. The record is from RefSeq and is a predicted model, not a curated record.